Messenger RNA from Hippocampus zosterae (dwarf seahorse), 2334 nucleotides. Its product is annotated as aspartate aminotransferase, mitochondrial. Gene Ontology annotation, cellular component: mitochondrion. The record is from RefSeq and is a predicted model, not a curated record. Gene Ontology annotation, molecular function: pyridoxal phosphate binding; L-aspartate:2-oxoglutarate transaminase activity. Bases 94 to 1380 code for a protein of 428 amino acids. Lineage: Eukaryota; Metazoa; Chordata; Actinopteri; Syngnathiformes; Syngnathidae. Gene Ontology annotation, biological process: biosynthetic process; L-aspartate catabolic process. The transcript is spliced from 10 exons.
CAUCACGGCGUCAUUACGUCCUCGGAGCUUCUGCCGUGACUGCCCUUCAUCCGUCCACAUCCUCACAGGCUUGACCCCACCAGUCACGCAGAAAUGGCCCUGCUGAAGUCCAACAAAUUGUUCGUGUGUUUUGGAAACAUGACUCCGUCACUUGGGGUUAUGUCCGCCCGAAACAGUUCAUGGUGGGGUGGAGUGCAGAUGGGCCCCCCUGAUCCCAUCCUGGGGGUGACGGAAGCCUUCAAGAGGGACACCAACCCGAAGAAGAUGAACCUAGGGGUGGGAGCUUACAGGGAUGAUCAGGGCAAGCCCUUCGUCCUCAGCUGUGUUCGUAAGGCAGAGGCCUUGAUUGCAGCGAAACAGCUGGACAAGGAAUAUCUUCCCAUUGGCGGUUUGGGGGAAUUUAGCAAGGCUUGUGCCCAACUUGCUCUUGGAGCUGACAAUGAGGUCUUGAAGAGUGGCAGGAACAUCACUGUACAGACCAUCUCUGGAACUGGAUCGCUGCGUAUUGGAGCUAACUUUUUGUCUCGGUUCCAUGGAGGUCCUCGUGACGUGUACUUGCCCAAACCCUCUUGGGGUAAUCACACACCCAUCUUCAGAGACGCUGGAAUGCAGCUCAAAGCAUACCGCUACUAUGACCCAUCCACAUGUGGGUUUGAUUUCAACGGCGCUCUGGAGGACAUCUCUAAAAUCCCAGAGCAGAGUGUGAUCUUGUUGCAUGCCUGUGCCCAUAAUCCCACCGGUGUGGACCCCAGGCCUGAACAGUGGAAGGAGAUAGCUGACAUUGUGAAGAAGCGCAACCUGCUGGUGUUCUUCGACAUGGCCUACCAGGGCUUUGCAAGUGGAGACAUUGAUCGCGAUGCCUGGGCAGUGCGCUACUUUAUUGAGCAGGGCCACAACAUUGUGCUGUCCCAGUCCUUUGCUAAGAACAUGGGUCUCUAUGGCGAACGUGUGGGAGGCUUCACUGUGGUGUGUAAGGACAGCGAAGAGGCGAAGAGGGUGGAGUCUCAGCUCAAGAUCCUCAUCAGGCCCAUUUAUUCCAACCCGCCAAUGAACGGAGCAAGAAUCGCCGCCACUAUUCUCAACACGCCAGAUCUGCGCGCUCUUUGGCUGGAGGAGGUCCAUGGGAUGGCCAAUCGCAUCAUCAAGAUGAGAGAACAGCUGGCGGCCGGCUUGAAAAAGAAUGGUUCCACCCACAACUGGCAGCAUGUCAUUGACCAGAUCGGCAUGUUCUGUUUCACAGGCCUGAAACCGGAACAGGUGGAACGCAUAACGAAAGAGUAUUCGGUGUACAUGACCAAGGAUGGCAGAAUCUCCAUGGCAGGCGUGUCCUCCGGGAAUGUGGAAUACCUGGCCGAGGCCAUCCACGCCGUUUCAAAGUAGAGCGGAUCCCGCUGGUAGAGCGACAACAGCCAUGGGGCAGAGUUGGAAAGAUUUGACACGUCCCUUGUCUCCUCUAUUCAUUACCAGUACCCAGUUCGAAAUUUUUCUUGGACGUCAUCGGUCUACUGUCCAACUCGUUGCGGUUAAAAUAGUUCACUUUAUUUUGUUUGAUUUUGUUUCAAAACAAUGUCACUCAACCAGAGUUUCCCCUGUUAAAUUGUUCAACCUAGUCACUUUGAGCUGACUGAGAUAUCUAUUGUAAUCUUGUCUUAUUUAUUGUGUAGAACAAACCCAUCUGCUGUUCUUUUGCUUUUGACUCUCAAUGUUUAACCAUCAGGGUAAUAUUUAGACAGCGGUUUCAAGAACAAAUGAAGAAAGAUCUGGCUUUGGGAAAAUGUGCAUUUUUGUUGCUUUUUACAGCACUUUAUGACUUCAUUCAAACUGAAGCACUGAGACUUUCAGGAUUAUCCUGAUGCUCUUUGUCAUUGGCAAGAAAAUUAUCUGUUGCCUGAUUAGUUCUUCACCUGACCUAAUCAGUCAUUCGGUAGUUUUUUGUAGUAUCACUCUUCUUUUACGUCUUUAUUCAAAUACUGUAGUAACUUUGAGUGUCAUCAGUUGCUGAGCAGCAGGUUCUCCGUCAGUUGUGUCAGGUUGUCCUCACAACAGUAAUGCAAGUCAAAAUAGAGUUGAUAGAGGAUUGGUUUUUUUUUUUUUGGUUUUAAACUACAAAGCUACAAAGCACUUAUUUUCGUGUUUCCAAAAUAGGGUUUUACAUCAAGUAUGGGUACAGUUGUCAGAGUUUGGGUUGUAAAAGGUGAAGUGUCAGUCUAUUCAUAAGUAAGACAUGACCACUGAGGGUGUUCGAAUGUCAAACGUUACCAUUUGCCUCUGUGUUCUGCAUAUUAAAAGAUCAGUCAUGUGCAUCACAGAAAUACAAUAAAUCAUUACAGAAUA